AAGCAAGUAAUACACCUUAUAUUAUUCGUUUGCAAUAUUAAAGAACAAGUAAAAGGACUCGUUGUCUGUUUUCCUCUCCACCACCGGCUCUGAGUGGAUGAUCAGUGGCCGCCCCCCCCCUGCACACUUUUCAGGUGACAGUCAAGUGAUCGCUCCGCCUCCUGUGGAUGUUGCUGGCUGUGGAUGACAGAAGAGCCGGAGCAUCGAAACAAGUGCUCUAACUGCUCUUCUGACAGUGAGGACGAGGACACCGACACACCUCCAUCUCUGUGGAUAGCGGCUCAUUUUUGUGCCCCCCACUUCAAGAUCGAGCGGAAGUGCCGUGGCGUCGUUUUAAGUCGCGAAGGUUACAGAAACAAGCUAGUGUGAAGUCCACUCGCAACCGGCGGCUCGGCUCGGCUCGGCGACUGUACAGGCAUCAUCACCUGGAUGCAAUGACCGACUCGGUUGUGGACGGCAAGACGGAGGUUAAACAAGCCACCAAAUAUGUCAAAGAGACAGAAAACGUCGCGGAGAAAUAUUCCGCGUUGACAGUGAGCAAAAACAGCAGCGAUGUAAAUAUGAACGUCGGGGAAAUGCCUUCCGCAGCGUUCACCGCAGUGCCCACUCUGAAAACCGUCAAGAAGAUCCAGUUUGCAAAUGCAGAGGACAAACAGGAAUUCAGCAAGUACCCCACCAAGGCAGGCCGCCGCUCGCUCUCACGGUCCAUGUCACAGUCCUCCACAGACAGCUAUAGCUCAGCUGCAUCCUACACUGACAGCUCCGACGAUGAGACCUCCCCCCGGGACAAAGCCCAGGUCAACACUCUGGGCAGCAGUGACUUCUGUGUGAAGAACAUUAAGCAGGCUGAAUUUGGCCGCCGGGAAAUAGAGAUAGCAGAACAAGAUAUGUCUGCCCUGAUCUCCUUGAGGAAGCGAGCCCAGGGAGAGAAGCCACUAGCUGGUGCGAAGAUAGUAGGCUGUACCCAUAUCACUGCUCAGACAGCAGUCCUGCUUGAAACCCUGGUGGCCCUCGGGGCCCAGUGUCGCUGGACCGCCUGUAACAUCUACUCCACUCAGAACGAGGUGGCUGCUGCGCUCGCAGAAAUUGGAGUUCCUGUGUUUGCAUGGAAGGGUGAGUCCGAGGACGACUUCUGGUGGUGCAUCGAUCGUUGUGUCAACACUGAGGGCUGGCAGGCCAACAUGAUCCUGGACGAUGGCGGAGACUUAACCCACUGGGUGUACAAGAAGUAUCCCAGCGUCUUCAAGAAAGUGCGGGGCAUAGUCGAGGAGAGUGUCACCGGGGUGCACAGGUUGUACCAAUUGUCAAAGGCAGGAAAGCUGUGUGUCCCUGCCAUGAAUGUGAAUGACUCAGUCACCAAGCAGAAAUUUGACAACCUUUACUGCUGCCGCGAAUCCAUCCUGGAUGGCUUGAAGAGGACCACAGAUAUAAUGUUUGGAGGCAAGCAAGUCGUUGUUUGUGGUUAUGGAGAGGUUGGGAAGGGCUGCUGCACUGCUCUAAAAGCCCUUGGAGCCAUUGUGUGCAUCACUGAAAUUGACCCCAUCUGUGCCCUGCAGGCCUGCAUGGACGGCUUCAGAGUGGUCAAGCUUAGUGAGGUCAUUCGGCAGAUGGACGUGGUGAUAACUUGCACUGGCAACAAGAAUGUUGUUACCAGGGAACAACUUGACCGAAUGAAGAAUGGCUGCAUUGUCUGCAAUAUGGGACAUUCCAAUACUGAGAUUGAUGUGGCGAGUCUGCGCAGCCCUGAACUGACCUGGGAGAGGGUUCGCUCUCAGGUUGACCACAUCAUCUGGCCUGAUGGAAAGAGGGUUGUCCUGUUGGCAGAGGGUCGGCUUUUAAAUUUGAGCUGCUCCACAGUGCCGACGUUUGUGUUGUCCAUCACUGCCACAACUCAGGCUCUGGCCCUGAUUGAGUUAUUCAAUGCUCCAGAGGGUCGUUACAAACAGGAUGUGUAUCUCCUGCCCAAGAAGAUGGAUGAAUACGUGGCAAGUUUGCACCUGCCCAACUUUGACGCCCACCUGACAGAGCUGACUGACGAGCAGGCCAAGUACAUGGGCCUCAAUAAAAAUGGCCCCUUCAAACCGAAUUAUUACAGGUAUUAAUGGAAAGUGUCCACUCGUACGAUCCUCAAAACACAGUUGCCCUGGGAUAAACAGAGAUAUCUAUUUUAUUUUCUAAAUUGCUACCAAAUGGAGGAAUUAUUUUACUUAUGCUGAAUGUAACUUAUUACUAGCACCUCAGUCAUAAUGUUAAAUAUGAAACAUAAGAGUAACACGUACAAGAAACUUAAUAUAUAUACGUAUAUAUAUCUAUAACCAACUAACAUUUUAAAUCACUUGUCGUGUGCUGAUAAACAAAGCCUGCUUGCAUGUUUUCAUGUAUAUGUACUUAAUGAAUUGCUACUGUUCAUGUCAAUAGAUUUUUGAUUCGUUUGUAUACCCUUUUUUCCACACAGUGCCAAAAAUGGCUGUAAGAUGGACCAUGAGACAGCAUUUAUAAUGAGUCUGUCUAGCUUUAAGAUUUUAUCAGUUCAUGUCAUUGACUAUAGAGUUUAGGCUGAGCCAUUACAAACUAUGACUAUGUACAUUACUUAAAAAAAUAUUUACUUUGCAAUUAACUGGUAUCUGCAUACAUGCCCUAAAAGGUGACAUCCAGACAUCCUUAUCGCAACAAAACCCAGUGAUGAAAUACAGAGUACUACAUGUUAUAUAAAUAAUACAGUCCAGUGUGCUUGAUUCUGAGAAAUUAUAAUAGCCUGUGAAUGGUUCGGAGCCCAUUUCAAAUUCUUGACUUGGUAUGAAACACGCGGAGCGUCUUCUCAACAAACACAGCAAAGAAAUGUUUACUGUGCUGAUAACAAAUUAAGAUACAAUGUUAAAAAUAACAAUAAGGCUAUAUGGAUUCCUAAAAAGGAAGUAAGAAGACGUCGAGGAGACGUGGUUCAACAAAACAUUUCCUUCUCUAGAAAGAGCUAUUACUUCCUUCACUGAGUUUCCAUUUGUUUAUGAAAAUGCUCACUGAGGAGUGUUUUGACUGGAUGGUCCCUUUAAGGACGUGGCAUGAAUGUGCCUUUUAAAUCAUCAACAAAAACAAAAUAUCAUGACCUUAAUUAUUCAAUGUACAUUCCUCUUUUGUAUAAACGUGCUCCUAGUACAUUUUAAAGUCUUCCUUCCACAGCUUCUGGUACCAAGUGAAUCACUACUGAAUGAGAUACAUUAUGUUUAGACUUCCUGUUAGCUACUUCACUGUCACUGUCUUCAUUUGGAACAUUCCAUGUGAUCCACAAACGUGUAGUCUGUGUUUGUAAACCAAUGCAUUCAAUCAGCAAUAAAGCAAGUCCUUUUAACAGAGA
This is a messenger RNA of Solea solea (common sole), 3352 nucleotides long. It is a transcript of the gene ahcyl1, whose product is annotated as adenosylhomocysteinase-like 1. Bases 435 to 2102 code for a protein of 555 amino acids. The record is from RefSeq and is a predicted model, not a curated record. The transcript has 17 exons. Gene Ontology annotation, biological process: L-methionine cycle. Lineage: Eukaryota; Metazoa; Chordata; Actinopteri; Pleuronectiformes; Soleidae. Gene Ontology annotation, cellular component: cytosol.